Messenger RNA from Henningerozyma blattae CBS 6284, 3822 nucleotides. RefSeq lists its product as uncharacterized. The coding region runs from base 1 to 3822 and encodes 1273 amino acids. The record is from RefSeq and is a predicted model, not a curated record. The transcript has a single exon. NCBI's taxonomy places the organism in Eukaryota, Fungi, Ascomycota, Saccharomycetes, Saccharomycetales, Saccharomycetaceae.
AUGGGUAUACUUCAGAUGCCAACUCCUCUAAACCAUAACAAUCCAAUGAACAAUCCAAUGAACAAUCCAAUGAAUAACCCGAUGACUAACCAGAUGAGUAAUAGCAGUACCAACACUUCAUUGUCCCAUUUACAUGCCCAUAAUAAUCAGAAUUUUAAAAUACAUAAACCGUCCGGGAAUGGGACCACUCAUAAGAUUAGAGAACAAUUGAAUUUCAAAGAUGAUAAGAAAUGGAAACAGUUUAGUUCUAGAAGAUUGGAAUUGAUAGACAAGUUUGGGUUAUCGUAUAGAAAGGCUAGUGAACAGGAUGAUAAUAUCAGACAGAUUGCUACCAUCUUAAGAACAGAAUUUAAUUAUCCAAUAUCUUGUUCUGGAGAAUUUGAAAAAUUGGUCACUGCUGCAGUGCAAUCAGUAAGAAGAAACAGAAAGAGGUCUAAAAAGAGAUAUAUCAGUGGUGGUAAUUCUUCCAAUGGAGGUAGUAAUAAUGGUAUGAAUAGCAACAACAACAAUGCAAAUUUGUCUUCUUCAUCUUCUACUACUUCACGUUUAAACCCAAAUAUUUUGAACGAUUAUACUUCGGAUGAAGAUUCCAUAUCAAGAGUUGCAUCUCCAUUAUCCAACAUCUUGAGUAGUAACGCUCCUACUUCUUCAUCUUCUAACACAAAUACAAACAUAAAUAUUAAAAGAAUCCAUUCUCCUAUUCCAAUACCAUUGGAUAAUAACAAUAAAACUCUUUAUAAUUCCAGGUUGCAAAAUCUUAACAACAACACUAGCAGCAGCAACAAUAACUCAUCAUCAAAUAUAACUACUUCCACUGCAAAUCCUCCAUUAUUAAGUCAUAGAAAUAUUGAUGACUCAACCAAUAACUCAUCCACUUCGUUUUUCCAACCUUCUAUACCUGUCAUCCAAUCCCAACAGAAAUACGAUGAUAUUUUAAAGGCAAUCAUUUAUGAUAUCGUUAAUAAUAUUAUUCCUUUAUCCGAACAAUCUUUGAACGAUUCAUCAUCUUUGGCUCAAAAUUUAUCAAAUGUUUCAAAUCCAAAUUCAUUGACAAAUAAUAGUACAUCUUUAAAUGAUCAAAACUUGACAGAUUUUGCCCUAUCAACAAAUAAUUAUCAAUUAUUAUCUAUUGGUCUAAAUAAUAGUAAUAAUAAUAAUAACAACAACGGUAAUAAUAAUAAUGAUUUACCGUCUUUGAAAAAUAAUAACCCUCAAUUCUCCCAUGAUUCUAAAAAUACUAACCUUAAUUCGGGCGCACCUCCGAACGCCAACAAUAACAACCAAAUGGCAAUUUCAAAUGCUUCCGCGGCUAGUCCCACAACUUCUGCUAAUGACUUGCCCUUUUUCUUGAGGGAAAAGAUUUUAAUAAAUAUUCAGAAAUCAAGAUCAUGUAUUGAAUUGUCUACAUCUCAAGGUUCUUUUGAUUUGUAUUCUAAUCUACAAUCAUUGGGUGAAUUCUCCAUUAAAUCUGCUAUUAAUUUUGUCAUCGAAAGAUUUUUCACAAAUUUAAGCAUUUCCAUUAAAAAUUUUAUUUUAAAUAAAAUUUUUUCAGUGGAAAAUUUAUCUUUAAUUUCCAUUCAAAUAUUUAAUCAAUCUACAAAGAGAAAUUUAUUAAAUUUCACAAAUGUAAAUGAAUUAAUUAAUUUGAAGUUGUUUUAUCUUCUAAUUGGUGCACUUAUUAAAGAUUUUGGUUUCGAUCCAAUCAUUUAUCCAUUAAAUGAAAUUAUCUAUCAAUUCAUUAUUAAAAACUAUCCAUUUGUAUUAUCUUCUUCUUCUUCUUCUACAUCAAAUACCAAUAUGUUAUCAAAUAAUGGAUCUUCAAAUAAUAAUUCAUCAACUAAUGCUUCUCACCAUAUUUUAAAUAACACUUCACGUUCCACUAUCUUAUCUACUUUACCGAUGAAACCACAAUUGGCAAAUCAAGAAUUAAAUAAAAAAAUUAUUAUUAAAUAUAAUAAUCAAAAUCAAACAUUUAAUUUCCCACUUUUAAGUAAUGGUACACCUACAAUCGAUGAAAUCUUAUUCAAUUGUAAAUCAUUAUUCAAAAUUAAUAAUACUUCUACUAUAGAUCCAAAUGAUAACAGUAACACCACUCCAGAUUUAUAUUUGUUUCAUAAUAAUAAAUUGAUUCAUAAAAACUAUGAAUUAUCUAAUUUGUUUAAUAGUUUUACAAAGGAGGAUAUCAUUUUAGAAUUGAAACAAUUGAAAAAUGAUAACAAUGAUCCUAAUUCACAUUCCCAUACUCAAUCAAACUCAAGUUCAACUUCUCACCUGAUUACUCAAAACAACACUACUACUUCAAAUAAUCAAAUCAUCAAUACAAUGCCCAAACUUUCUACUACUCUAUUAUUAUUGGAUAAUAAUCAUAAUAACAAUCACAAUUUACAAAAUCCAAAUAGUCUUCCAAUUUCUCGUCCACAUUCCAACUAUAAUUCAACGUUCAAUAAUUCUAAUGCUAAUAAUAAUAAAAAUUUAUCUCAUCCAAGGGUCCCACCUCCAUCAAUGUCAGCACCUCCACCUUCUAUUCCAAUCCAACCUUUCUCUACUAACAAUCUACAACAACAACAACAACAACAACAACAACAACAACAACAACAACAACAACAACAACAACAACAACAACAACAACAACAACAACAACAACAACAACAACAACAACAACAACAACAACAACAACAGCAACAACAGCAAUCGAAUUAUCCUGGUUUAUUUGAUGCUAAUAAUACCAAUAAUUCUUCUCUCUUAAAUUCUACAAGACCAAAUACACCUGGGUUCAUUCCUUCACGUUCAAACACUCCUGGAUUACCUCAUCCAAUGAAUGGAAUUUCUCCUCCAAUCUUUUCUACUUUAUUACCAGAUUCAAACACUCCUCCAAUUUUAAACAUUUCUAGAUCAAAUACUCCUUCAUUUGCCACGUUAUUGAAUAAUACAAAUACUAAUGUUAACAACACGUCUACAAGUAUGACUUCAAAAUUAAGUCAAAUAAAUAAACCAAAAAUCAAUAAUAUGUCAUCUGUUCCUACUUCCAUUUCAACUAACUCUAAUAAUACUGUGAAACAAUCAUCACUAGCAGCUAUUACUACACCUGCCCCUCCUCGCACAAUUACUCCUGCAAUUACCACUACUUCUACUUCAAAUACAACUACUCAAAUAUUAAACCCGACUAUUGAACCAUCACAACAAAAUCAACCUAAUAAUGCAAAUGAAACUACAUCAAACAUUAUUGAUAAUAAUAAUGAUAAAUCACAAAAAAAUAAAGAAACAUGUGAAAAAAAGAUCGAAAAUUCUAAUAAUGAAUCUAAAAAAUCUGUUGAUGGUUUAAAAAUGUUAAGCACAAUUUCUUCUUUAAUUAAUGAAGAUGAUAAUGCAAUCAAUGAUGAAUCAAAGACAUCAGAAAAAAAACCAGAAAAUAAUACCGACUCUGAACAAGUUAAAACGGAACCUAAAGGGAUCCAAUCGCUAUUAACUUCUAACGCUGAUCUACCUACAACUGCUCAAUCUCACCAGCUAAUAUCUAGGCCAAACACUCCAAUGAUUUUAAAUCCAGUACCAGCUAAUUUUGCUACCAAAUCUAACGAAUUAUCAAAUUCUGAUCAAACUACAACUGCGUCUACUACAACUCCAAUAACAGAACCAAAUACCCAAACUAAAGAUACUAAUGGAGAUUCUAAUACUAAUGAAGCCAAUGUAAAUAAUGAUGUUAAUUCAAAAAUAGAUACACCAUCAAUUAAAGAUAACUCUUCAUUAGAAAAGGAUAUUCCAAACCAAAAUGAAUAUCAAACUUCAUCCAAAGAGCAGCCAGUUUAUCAACCUUUACUUUAA